Messenger RNA from Octodon degus (degu), 1960 nucleotides. It is a transcript of the gene Cfp, whose product is annotated as complement factor properdin. The coding region runs from base 488 to 1900 and encodes 470 amino acids. The record is from RefSeq and is a predicted model, not a curated record. NCBI's taxonomy places the organism in Eukaryota, Metazoa, Chordata, Mammalia, Rodentia, Octodontidae. The transcript has 9 exons.
CUAGAGAAUGAAGUAUUUGCCAUUGCAUGCUUCCUCCACCUCGUCAGGAGGACCACACUCAGUUCAUCCAUGUUCAGCACCGCCAUGGGCUUCACCAUGCCAUUGUGGUUGCGAGCAUACAUUCCUACACAUGGGCAACCAAGGCUCAGAAAGGUCCAUGUGACUUGGCCACAGUCGUUGUCCUCCAGAUUCCCAGGCCCCAUUGUCCCUCAGAAUUUGUCCAAAGGACACUGAAUACUGAAAGGUUGCAUGGUGGAGCACAGUGUGAGGUACUGGUGAUUGGGUGACAAAACAGUCCCAAGGGUAAAGGAGGAAAUAGGGAGGAGGCAAAAGAGGAGGAGGUAGAGGAGCAGGGGAGUGGUCUGAGCUGAAGAGGCCUUCAUAGUGCCCUCCCAGUUCCUCCUACAGUGCUCAGAUUCCUCUUGCCAGCAGCAGAUCAGCUUGGAUCAAGCUGGGCCUCUGGUAGAGGUGCAGUGGUGUGCUCAUCAUGAAUGCCUCAGUGCAGAUCCUUCGAUCACUGCUGCUGCUGCUGUUGCUGCUGCUCACUCUUCCAGCCACAGGCUCAGACUCCGUGCUCUGCUUUACCCAGUAUGAGGAAUCCUCAGGCAGGUGCAAGGGCCUCCUGGGGAAAGACAUCCAUGUGCAGGACUGCUGUCUCAAUGCUGCCUACGCCUUCAAGAAGCAUGACAGUGGGCACUGCCAGGCAUGCAGGUCUCCACAAUGGUCAACGUGGUCCCCAUGGACCCCCUGCUCAGUGUCAUGCACUGAGGGCUCCCAGCUGCGCCACCGCCGCUGCAUAGGCUGGGGUGGGCAGUGCUCUGGGGAGAAGGCUCCUGGGACCCUUGAAUGGCAGCUGCAGGCCUGUGAGGAGCAGAAAUGCUGUCCUGAGAUGGGCGGCUGGUCUGACUGGGGACCCUGGGGGCCUUGCUUAGUCACUUGCUCCAAAGGAACCCGGAUCCGUCAGCGAGUAUGUAAUAACCCUGCACCCAAGUGUGGGGGCCACUGUCCAGGAGUGGCCCAGGAGGCUGAGGCCUGUGACACCCAGCAGGUCUGCCCUACCCAUGGUGCCUGGGGUGCCUGGGGCUCCUGGAGUGCCUGCUUGGGCUCCUGCUCUGAUAAAACCCACAAACCUGUGGAGACACGAAGCCGCACAUGUUCUGCACCUGAGCCCUCCAAGGACCCUCCUGGAAAGCCCUGUUCGGGACCAGCCAAUGAGCAGCGACUCUGCAGUGGCCUACCACCCUGCCCAGUGGCUGGGGGCUGGGGGUCAUGGGGCCCUGUCAGCCCUUGCUCUGUGACCUGUGGCCUGGGACAAACCUUGGAACAACGAAUGUGCAAUAACCCUGUGCCCAAGCAUGGAGGCCCCUUCUGUGCUGGUGAUAACACGCGUGCCCACAUCUGCAACACAACUGUGCCUUGCCCUGUGGAUGGAAAGUGGGAGAACUGGAGCGACUGGAGUUCCUGCACCCGCCCACACUUGAGCUCUAUCCGCUGCAAGGAAAUCCCAGGCCAGCAGACACGCGUAAGGAGCUGCAAGCACCGAAAGUUUAAUGGACAACGGUGUGUUGGGCAACACCAGGAAAUCCGACACUGCUACAACAUCCAAAACUGUAUCUUUGGAGAGAAAGGCUCAUGGUCAUCAUGGACUGCCUGGGGGCUGUGCACACCCCCAUGUGGGCCCAACCCCACCCGUGUCCGCCAGCGCCGCUGCAUGUCCCCACUCCCCAAGUUCUUGCCCACGAUUUCCAUAGUUGAAGGCCAGGGUGAGAAGAACGUUACCUUCUGGGGGAAUCCACUGGCACAGUGCGAGGAGCUGCAGGGGCAGAAGGUGCUGCUGGAGGAGAAACGGCCAUGUCUGCACACACCUGCCUGCAAAGAACCUGAGGAAGAAAACCCCUAACACCUCUUCCUCUGCUCUGACCCUUCUAUCUUCCAGUCCUCAAUAAAUCAGCCUCUUUGA